AUGAGAGACUAUAUUCCUCUUGUCAACCUCCAGCACUCAGCGGACUCCCUAGCCACUGUUGCCUUUUAUAAUACCGAGCAAUACACUCAAAAGGCCUCGUCUGUGAUCCAAGGAUACUACCACCUCCCUUAUACGGGAGCUGAGCACAGUAAAGGUGAUGGCGCCGACGAAGCAGCCAAAUAUUCAAAAGCAUUCGUCAAGGGCCACAAGCUAGCUGUGAAAGUUGCCAACCUCAUUAAUCAUGGGGGAUCUACUCUUCCAGUCCCGUUGAAAGUGACAGGCAGCGGGUUAGUCGGGGGAUCACCCUGCGAAGGGCACGCCCGCCUGAGCGAAGGUAUAACCUGGUUUGAGAAAACUCACUUCCAUCAUCAUCCCCUCAAACCCGAAGGUAGCAAUUUCACAGCCACCCAUUAUCUCCAUUUCUCUACACCGUUGGCGCAUAUUAUACCGGGAGCAGAAGGACGAACGCAGCCCAUGGACCUUGUCCAAGAGAUCACCCUUAUAUCCGGUAUGUGCCUCUGGACCUCAAAGAUCAUCCAGGCCAGUAUGCCACGUGGGCAACGGCUUGACGCGCAGAGGCUCUUAUCUACAAAAAUUACCUUGUACGAGGUUGAAUAUCUCUCUCGCGCCGUCCCGGUCAUUGCCGAUUUAGCUACGGCUAUAUCCGUGAAUAAUCCAUCUAAGCCAACAGGACUAAACAUCUGCCUCGACAUCCCCAGCUUCCACUACUACCACUCCCUCGAGGAGCGUCUCCGCGACGGAUGUUGUACCUUCUUCGAGGCACUUCGAUGGAUGCACGCCGUCGAGAAGCGCCACCGGCAGCUUUCCCAGGUGUUCUGCCGCCUCCUCGACCACGAGCUGUCCCGGCGGCGAGGCGUGCAUUGUCGUUCCCGAAAACCGGGAGUGCAGAUCUCGCCCUUAGCAAACCUAGUAUACCAGUUUAUUUGCGACUCUCUGGCCAACAACGUCUUCCCAGACGUAAAUGAUAUACUGCGAAUUCUUCAGUCGGAAGACCGUACAUGGGCCCAGUUCUACGCACUAGUCCCUGUGAACGAGCAAGUUACGGACUUUCAGGGACUGAGCUAUCUGUUCUACGUAUACCAAGUCCUGAGGCCGGCGUUAGAGCGGGACCAAGUCAAUGUUACACAGAGUAGUGAUGCGAAAACAAGAUUACUUAUUAGUAUCGACGACGCCUUCGAACGACGGAUCUACUCUCGGAGCCAGAAAUUUCUGAAGAAGUUGCGCGCGUCGCUGCCACCGUCUGCGGUUGUCCCCUAUCUACUCGAAGUAUAUCUAUGUCGGCGUAUAUUUAUCAACCGCAAUGAGCUAGGCUCGAAUCUCUACUUAGAUGAUCCAUCCCCUGAGCCCACCGUGUUACGAUCCGUCCAAGGAUUGGUUCCAGAAGGGAAGCAGCAACUUGUUCGAGCUCAGGAUCGACAAAAAAGUUGGUCUGAGACGGUAGAGCUUGACGCACUCGAUGUGGUAGAAGGGUUAUAUGGAUCUCAUAUAGCUGAUGUGCUCAAGAAUUUCCUUGCAGAGGUGGGACUAGGGUAUUGA
Talaromyces rugulosus is the source of this 1557-nucleotide messenger RNA. RefSeq lists its product as uncharacterized. Bases 1 to 1557 code for a protein of 518 amino acids. Lineage: Eukaryota; Fungi; Ascomycota; Eurotiomycetes; Eurotiales; Trichocomaceae. The transcript has a single exon. The record is from RefSeq and is a predicted model, not a curated record.